Messenger RNA from Hevea brasiliensis (rubber tree), 835 nucleotides. RefSeq lists its product as uncharacterized. Lineage: Eukaryota; Viridiplantae; Streptophyta; Magnoliopsida; Malpighiales; Euphorbiaceae. The transcript has a single exon. The record is from RefSeq and is a predicted model, not a curated record. Bases 147 to 698 code for a protein of 183 amino acids.
AAGAGGUAGAUCUAUGAGCUCCUUCUUGAUGCAUUCUUUCCAAGCAAAAUCAAUCCCCAAUAAUGAACCAAAAUGGAAGAUGACAAAGAAGAUAUCUUAACAUUUUUUCUCAUCCUUUGAUCAUUAAUUCCUUUAUUCAUGCACAAAUGCCUGUAGCAGAUCCCACUUCCGGGCGUUUAUUUAUAUGGCUCAUCUCUUGUUUCUUGUUUACCUCUAUCGCCGUUGGUGGCACCUUCCUCCUUUUGUACAUUAUCCUCCCUCAGAAUGAAGCUAGGCCUUGGCUUCCUAUUGCUGGUGUAACGCUAGUUUGCCUCCCUUGGAUUUUUUGGUGCUUUACUUGUCUUUAUCGCAUCAUUUCUCGAGCUCUCGGAGUUAGGGUUGUUAUUGGUGCUAGUGGCGGUGGUGGUAGUGGUGGUAGGGGUGGCAGCCGUGUUCAUUCUCGUUCAAACAUUUUUAAUGCAUCAGGGAACGUAGCAUCCCAUGUGCCUGCAAACAUUGACUCUCCAAUAGAGUCUGCUGAAGAAGGAGAUGGGAGGCAAGUCAAAUUUGGAGGGGCAGUGAUGUUGGGAGGGGGUGAUGAUGAUGACGACAAUGAAAAGAAGAAUGCAAGGAGUUUAUCAACAAGCAUUUCGAGCAAUGAUUUGUCUAUUGCUUCUCAAGAGAGUGAAAUGCCAUUAACCUCAGAUAUUGCAUCCUAAUGAUAUCUAUCACCUUUUUUAAGUGGAUGUAUCCAUCACUUUGAAAUUGAAGAAACUCUCUCGAUCCAUGAAUAAGGAAACCACUCUUUUCAUUUGCUAAACACAAAAAUUAUUCAUUCUCUUAGCCCUUCACCUAU